AUGGGCGUGGGUAAAGUUGAAAGAGAAGUGAGAUACUUUUUCAAUGAAUGGGAACUUGGGAUGUGCAUGCUACUUAGCCUUUUCCUUCAAAUAUUGUUGAUUUUAGCCGCACCUUUGAGAAAGAUAGUCUCUGGCAAAUGGCUAGAUAUCCUUCUUUGGUCAGCAUACUUACUUGCAGAUGCCACUGCAAUUUUUGCGGUUGGACUUAUCUCAAGCAAGCAGAUUUACUAUACCAGUCACUACCUUAAUUCGCCUGAAAAAAAUAUGUUGCACACUUUCUGGGCUCCUUUUCUCCUGGCUCACCUUGGUGGUCCGGAUCCCAUCAGUGCUUUCGCCCUGGAGGACAAUGAGCUGUGGCUCAGGCAUUUAUUUUCCCUGUUUACAGAGUGCAUUGCGGUGGCUUAUGUUUUCUAUCAGUUUCUCACACCUGACAAACUGUUGGUUCCAUCACUGCUUAUGUUUCUGUGUGGAUUCAUCAAAUAUGGCGAGCGCACAUAUGCUUUGUAUUGUGCAAGCGCUAAUACCUUCCGCGACUCCAUAGUUAAUGAGCCUGACUUUGAGCUACUCACGAGGAAGAGGGAUUACGAUCUUAAACAAUUCCGAGCUGUCAGAACUGAAACGCUUCAGAAGCCAGAUAGAGUGGUUGAAGCCGUGAACAGGCUGAAGGCAACUGAUCUAAAUACACUGGAGUUGGAAGUUGUGCAGUACGCUUUUCAUUACUUCAGCGUUUAUAAAGGAUUGGCUGUAGGUCUCAUGUUUAGCACCAUUCAGCGCGACCAGAGCCGGGAAUUAUUUAGUUCUUGUCAUCACGCCUUCAGAAUUGUUGAGGUAGAAUUAAAUUUUCUUUAUGAUGUCCUGUUCACCAAGCUUCCUGUAGUGUAUCAUCGAUUUGGGUUCAGCUGUCGCGCUGUAUCCUUUCUUGCCAUUGUCGCUUCAUUGGUGCUUUUUCAUUAUGCUGAUAAAAAGCAUCUUAAACUCGAAGGAUUUGAAGUAGGAAUCACCUAUACUUUGCUUAUCGGAGGAAUUGUGUUGGAAGUCAUCGCAUUUUUCAUGCUUGUUUUCUCUGACUGGACAGUUGUGAAGAUCAAACCUUCCCCUGAUCUUGAAAAUCCUAGAUAUAAUCCCAAUGAGCAAUCGUGGGAAUGUAUGUUCAGUAAUUAUAUAUUGAGUGCUAAUGUGAGAAGAAGGAAGAUCAUAUGUUGGUUGCUAAAUAUCGGUGGGGUGCGGGGUAGAGGGAAAGAUUUUGUGUCAAAACCGACGGCUGGUAGCCGGUGGGCGGAGUCUAUUUCAGGAUACAAUUUGAUAUAUUAUUGUCUACAUAGACGUUCAGGAGCAAAUGAAACUUUUUUAGAUCAAUUUGGCAUCACAGCCUUCCUCGAGAAGAUAGUGUGUGUGAAACUGCACCCAUUGCCUUCCUACAUGAAAGAAUUCAUCUUUAAAGAGUUGAAAACGAAGUCGGAGAUGGCAUCUGAUUUGGACACUGCUAAGAAAAUAGGUUCAGCCAGAGGUGAAUGGGUACUUAGAACUGAAGGCUACAGCGACUCUGAUCUGAGUCUUUAUGUUGCAGAUGUUGAGUACGAUGAGAGCCUUCUUGUGUGGCACAUUGCCACUGAAAUUUGGUUCCCUUAUGAUAAACGUGAAAACAUUGAUGGCGAGCAAGAGCACACAAGGAUCGCCAAGUUAAUAUCAGACUACAUGAUAUAUCUCCUAGUGAUGAAGCCUGGUAUGAUGUCAGCUGUUUCUAGAAUCGGGCUAAUAAGAUUUCGUGACACUUGUGCUGAGGCUAAAAAAUUCUCGGACAUCGAUUGUUCAAUAAUGGAGGGACUACCAGAGGUGGAGUCACAUAGUAGUUUUUGCGAACAGUUACUUAAUUACCGACCAAGUUCGGGGGAAUUCCGCACUAAUAAAAACAGAGGUAUGUCCAUAUUGUUGAAAGCAGCGGAAUUGGCCAAAGUGCUUGGAAUGAUAGAACCCUAUGAGAGAUGGGAGCUAAUGAGCAAGAUGUGGGUGGAACUGCUAUCAUACGGGGCAAUUCAUAUCAGACCAAAUGCUCACGCUCAACAACUAAGUAAAGGUGGUGAACUCGUCACCAUUGUUUGGUUAUUGAUGACUCAGCUUGGCCUGGGAGAUCAGUUUCAACCUCAUUUUGGGUUUUGA
Daucus carota subsp. sativus is the source of this 2157-nucleotide messenger RNA. RefSeq lists its product as uncharacterized. The transcript has a single exon. NCBI's taxonomy places the organism in Eukaryota, Viridiplantae, Streptophyta, Magnoliopsida, Apiales, Apiaceae. The record is from RefSeq and is a predicted model, not a curated record. The coding region runs from base 1 to 2157 and encodes 718 amino acids.